AUGUUAUUCCGUAGAGCGUGCCGUCCAGCGGCCCGCCCGCACACCCAAACUCUAUCUCACUUGACAUUCAUCGCAGCCUCCAUAUAUGCAAGGUCAACAACUUGCAUGUGUUUCCUUGUGAGACACUGCAUAUACCCAAUCAGCUUUCUAUUACUGUCAAGGCAAAAUGGGAGGCUUUGGAAACGCAUCAUCGAAGAUAUGCGCCCAACUGCUUUUAUACAUGGAUGGCUAUCCGCCGUUGGGAUGUAUACCUUCCUUUAUGUUUGCCUUAUAAAUGAUAGAAGGAUUGGGUUUGUUGGGUUAUAUCGAGGCGUGUUGACUAUUACAAUGCUAUUCUACUACGCAUUGCUGCGCGGUCAUGAAAAGGCGGCUACGAAAAGUGGUAAAAAAACCGAUACCAAGACAACCAGCUCAGCUUAUUGUCGGGAUUUUGAGCAAAAGCUAGAGGAUCACGGCGUUUAUCUUGAUGGAUUUGAACAUAUGGAUGAGUUGUUUCCCGAGGUGCCCAAAAAUAUGGAUGAGAUUCAGAACAGAUUACUCCGGCUAAGGCGCUCUCUCUCACAUACCAUUUUUACCGAGGAUGAGUUUUGCUCACUCGCUGUUACUAAACCAGAUCACUUCUUUGGUGCUCGCCCAGGACGACUAAAGCCUAAAAUCCUGCAGUCAUACGGAUUACAAGAGCGACUCUAUGAUAAGAAUGCAUAUACUAUCACAUCAAUCUACCAAGGUGGUCAACUCAAGCUCUACACGACGCACCUCAACGUACCCUCACCUAGAAGCAAAGGCCGUCCUGAAUAUAUUAUGACUUUGUUGAGGUCAUUUGCAAUGAUGGAUACACUGGAUACCUUUCGGCAGGGGGUAACUGCAUAUCGAAAUGCGAGAGACUGGCCUUUCAGACCUCGGCUUAUGCUUGAUGAGGAGGGACAGAAUAAAGCCCAAGGGGGUUCUACCGGGAAAAAUGGCAGCUCGAUGACUCUGAGGGUACUGCCAAAGGCUUGA
Nannizzia gypsea CBS 118893 is the source of this 999-nucleotide messenger RNA. RefSeq lists its product as hypothetical. Lineage: Eukaryota; Fungi; Ascomycota; Eurotiomycetes; Onygenales; Arthrodermataceae. The coding region runs from base 1 to 999 and encodes 332 amino acids. The transcript is spliced from 5 exons. The record is from RefSeq and is a predicted model, not a curated record.